AUGCCGCUCUUAUCAGCAAAACGCCAGAUCCGCCCCCCCCACCAAACCACUCCCCCAUUUCCCCGCUUCUUCUUCUCUCUAUCUCUGCAUGGUCUCUGCCUUUCUUCAUUCAGCGGCACCCCCGACACAUUUAAACCUACGUUUUCUUUCUCAUCUUUCUUUCUUUUUCUUUCUUUCUUCAGAUUAUAUUUAAAUAAAAGAUUUUCUUUCCUUCUUUCUUUCUUUCUUUCUUUCUUUCUUUUCAAUAAGACAUUUUAUGUCUUCCGAUUUUUGAAAAUAAGACAUUUUAUUUCUUCAUCCUUUCUUUCUUCAAUUAUCUUUUCAAUAAAUUUUCUAUCCUUCUUUCUUUCUUUCCUUCUUUCUUCAAUUAUCUUUUCAAUAAGUCCUUUUCUUUCUCUAUCUUUCUUUCUUUUUCUUUCUUUCUUCAGAUUAUAUUUAAAUAAGAGAUUUUCUAUCCUUCUUUCUUUCUUUCUUUCUUUUUUUCUUUCUUCAAUUUCCUUUUCAAUAAGACAUUUUGUCUUCCGAUUUUUGAAAAUGAAACAUUCUUUUCUUCUUGCUUUUUUCUUCAAUUUUCUUUUCAAUAAAACAUUUUCUUUCUGUUUCUCUUUUCUUCAGAUUUCAUUCAAAUACGAGAUUUUAUAUUUUCUUUCUUUCUUCAGAUUUUUUCCAAAUAAGAAAUUUUCUUUUUUUCUUCUUUCUUUAUUCAAUUUUCUUUUAAACAUUUUCUCUUUUCUUUCUUUCUCUCUUUCUUUCUUUCUUUCUUUCUUUUCUUCAUUUUUUAAAAUAAGACCUUUCUUUCUUCUUUCUUUCGUACUUCAGGUUUCUUUUAAACUGGACAUUUUAUAUUUUCUUUCUUCUCUUUCUUUCUUUCUUUUUUCUUUUUCUUUCUUUAGUUUUCUGUUAAAUAAGACCUUUUCUUUCUUUCUUUCUUUCUGUCUUGCUUUCACUUUUUAUCUCUUUCUUUCUUUCUCUCUUUCUUCUCUUUCUUUCUUUAGUUUUCUGUUAAAUAAGAUAUGUGUUUAA
Messenger RNA from Acanthosepion pharaonis, 1023 nucleotides. The record is from the annotation of a GenBank genome assembly. NCBI's taxonomy places the organism in Eukaryota, Metazoa, Mollusca, Cephalopoda, Sepiida, Sepiidae.